This is a messenger RNA of Mesorhabditis belari, 1824 nucleotides long. The record is from the annotation of a GenBank genome assembly. Lineage: Eukaryota; Metazoa; Nematoda; Chromadorea; Rhabditida; Rhabditidae.
AUGUCAUCGAGGCAAGUGCUUGGUCGUGGAUGUUUUGGUGAAACUUGGUUGAUCGAAGGGAAUACAGCUGUUGUUGUAAAAUCGAUUCAUUUGAAUACAAUAGCCGAGCCAAAACUUCUCCAUCUUCUCAAACUCAAUCAUCCAAAUAUCACAAAAUUCAAUGAAAUCAGCCUCAGGAAUGAUCAUUUCGAAAUUUCGAUCGAGUUUUGUGAGCGCGGAUCACUGCAUUCAGUGCUUUUCGAUCAAAAAAUCGUUUAUUCAAUGAAAACGGUGUUGACUUGGGCCGAGCAGCUUUUCUCCGCUUUAUUGUAUUUGGAAUUUGAAGCACUCAUUCAUGGAAAUAUCAAGCCAAACAAUGUUCUUGUCACCAAGGAUUUUAUGCUGAAGUUGACCGAUUUGAACGGUUUUCAUGAAAUUAACUCAAAUUUUGUGAAUACUUCUUCAACAUCUGAAUCAUUCAAAUAUCAAAGCCCUGAAAUUGUUCUGUUUGAUCGGAAAAUGAGGUCCUACAGUUGCGAUCUCUAUUCGACUGGCCUCAUCAUUUGGGAAAUGAUUGAGCGAAGAAAAGUACAUGAAAGAUAUAAAAGCCAUGAUGGGAAUUUCACUGCUCAAUCUUUUUCCGAUGAUAUUUUGACUGGGAAAUGGAUCUUACCACUAGCAAAUUGUCAACACGAGAUCGUUUACUUGAUCGAUGAGUGCACUGAACCGGAUUCCAAAAAACGCCCAAAAAUCGAGGUCGUUGAACAAGCAGUGAGAGUCAUGAAUGAACAAAUCAAUAUUGAAAUGAUUUCGAACCGGAAAAUGCUUGACAAUUCGAUUCAUUGUUUAACUUUGAUCUUUUUCUUCACAGUUUCUAUUCUUGCGUAUUGCCCAAAAUCUGGUGAGAAUGGUGCAAUCGAUGGCUAUUGCUACUUUGCGAUCGAUUCGAAUUACACUUAUCCGAAAGCUCAAGGCUUUUGCGAUGAUUAUUUCGAUGCAAAACUGGCCUCAAUCCAGAACGCUUUCGACAAUCAACUUGUCCUGAGAAUGGUCAGGAAUGUGUUGGAGCUGAAUCUUGAUGAUACAACAGCUGUUUGGCUUGGUGGUACCUGGGAUGGACACAAUGUUUUCUGGGAAGACGGAACAUUUAGUGGAUAUGUGAAUAUGGCGAGUCAAACUGAUGCUCCCGGAAAUCUGGUGAUGAAUUUGGUGGAUGGCAAAUGGCGCACAACACUCUACAAUCAUCAUUAUCCGUUUGUUUGCUUGGAAAAGAAUGCUGCCCCAAUCGCCACAUCAACACAAAGAGUCACUGCUACGACUUCCUCGUUUCCCCCAGCCACCGCAAGAACAACAACAGCCAGUCCAACGACUGGCAAUUGCUCCCUUUCUCCACCAUGUCCUUCCGAAUGGACAUACUCUGAUAAAAUCAUGGCUUGCUAUAAGGUAAUCUCCAAUGUGACCUUUGAUGACGCGAACAGCCAAUGCAAGCUAAUGGGUUCUCAACUGGCCUCGGUGCUAAGUGCUGAAGAAAAUCGAAUCAUAAAUGAGUUACUGACAGCUGAUUGGGGUUUCCCGGACCCCGCUGACUUCCCGCUCAUCGGGGCACGCAAGAAUGGUGCCGGGCCUGACGACUGGCUUUGGAUUGAUGGUUCGCCAUGGGGUGGAUACGUAAAUUGGGCACAAAAUGCUCCCGAUUUCCGUGGAAGAGAAUACUGUAUGCAGAUUUUCUCCGACAUUUGGACAAAUGGACCUUAUACUGACGCCAAUCAAUUUCUUAAUUCGUGGAGUGAUGUUCGAUGUGAUCUCCGAUUCAGAAAAGCUUUGUGUAAGAGGCAAGCUGUUUAC